UCAACCGUUUUUCUCUAUGCCCCCCCCCACCUCCUUGGUGGCUCUAUGGCAAGUUUUAGGUUUCAUAACUCGAAAAUUCGGAUUUGGAUACCCGCAAUUGAAGCAGUCUUAAGUCGUCAAGAAGAUUUGCUUGCAGAUUAUCAGUCUUCAGAAUGGUUAACUUGUCAUUGUCCUGCAUAUUUGUCAAAACUUUGACUGUUUUAUUUGGUAUUGGAUCUUGGAUAGCAAUUAAUGGACUGUGGGUAGAGUUACCUCUUUUAGUUCAGGACUUACCAGAGAAAUGGAAUCUUGCUUCAUACCUAGCUGUUAUCAUUCAAAUUGCCAACAUUGGACCAAUAUCCUAUUCCAUAGCAAGAACGCUAUGUGGAAGAAAAUCACUAGAAAUUUCCACUGUACAUUUCAUGAUGACAAUAGGAGUUGUAGCUUGCCUCUUGUUAGGCUUCUUUUGGUCCAAGACUCUUUAUUUUGGUGGAGCUAAUCAUAGUAUUAUGCUUCUUGUUCUUGUGUUUUUCUUAUCACUUGUAGAUUGUACUUCAUCUGUUGUCUUUUUACCUUUUAUGGCACAUUUUAAAGAGCAGUAUUUAACCCCUUUUCUUAUUGGGGAGGGUAUGAGUGGUUUUCUACCCAGCUUGGUGGCAUUAGGCCAAGGGGUUGGAGGUAAUCCCGAAUGUAGGAAUGUCUCUUUUAAUAAUACCAACUUUGAAAAUAUGACUUAUAAAAUGGUUCCUUAUCGAACACCACCAAAUUUUCCACCAGAAGAUUUCUUCUUUUUCUUGAUGGGAAUGAUGAUCGUCAGCUGGGCUGCUUUUACUCUUCUAAAUGUCCUUCCUGUGGCAAAAAACGAAAUGGACUCCUACUCAGCUGAAAAAAAUAAUGUAAUUGCAUCACAGUCAGUUAAUGUUUCUAUUCUAACAUCACAAGAGGAGGAUACACCAGAGAAUGUCAACAAUAGAGUAGGAUGUGAAGAUAUUUCAUGUCAUUUGUCAGAUUAUGAAGCAUGUGCUCCUGUAUGUGGAACAUCAACGUAUUUGAUGAGCCAAACAGAAGCUUCUCAUCCUAAAACUGAACUAACCCAGACCACUGUUGCUGAUUAUAGAAGUCAAAAGCACUUAUCAUACUUGAAGAGAAGAGAAAUAAUUAUUUUUCUUUUAAUUCUUCAAGGUUGGGCCUGUAUACUUAGUAAUGGAGUAUUCCCUGCAAUUCAGCCAUUUUCCUGUCUCCCAUAUGGUGACAAAUCUUACCACCUGGUUGUCACACUAUCUAGUAUGGCCAAUCCUGUAGCUUGCUUUAUAGCAAUGUUUUGUAAAAUCCAGUGUCUGAAAGGUGUGUCUCUACUCUCUGUAAUGGGAACAGUAGUAUCUUGCUAUGUUAUGGCAACAGCUGUACUUAGUCCAGAACCUCCACUGAUGAACUCAGUGAGUGGAGAACUGUUAGUGGUUAUGUCAUGGAUUCUACUAGUAGGUAUAUUUUCAUACACCAAGGUUAGUAUUGCAAACUUAAUGCGUGAAGUAGGACAUAGAGCUUUGUUCUGGUGUGGUGCUGUAACCCAGGCUGGAUCAGCUGUUGGUGCAUUGGUGAUGUUUUUAUUUGUUAAUGUGGGAAAUUAUUUCCACAGCUUUGAUGCCUGUGGUCAAUAAUAAUACUGAUCAGUUAGGCUUACGAUUGAUUUAGUAAAUAAAAAAAAAAAAUACCAUUAACAACUUCUAUUAAGGAUUACUUAUAGAAUAUAUACAACUUGCAGUAUUGUAUAUUUGUCACACCAUUACACUGGGAAGAAUUUUAUUAUUAAAAGAAUUGAGUACCACUUUCAUAAAAUUUUCAAUUUUGGUUUCUAGUUAUGGAAAACUUAUUCUAUUGUUAAAUAGAAUCAUUGUUUUCAUGUUUGGGCCAUUGGUAUUUAUUUAUGGAAUAGUUUAGUGCAUUGCAGUAAAUUAAUUGAUUCUUUAAUGACUAGAGUUUUUAUAUUCUAUUAAAGUUAUAUUCUUGUAAAUUGUGGUGCACGUUCUCUUUACACAAAAAUGUCAGUAUUUAAUAACCAAUUACAUAUUUUAAAAUGUCACACCAUCAGGUCAUUUAGGAAUGCAUUUUUCACGAAAGCUAAAGAAAGAUACUGUGAAUUCGUUCUUAGAAGUUCAGUAAGAUUGAAGUAGAAAAUGUGUCCAAUAGGAAACUUUCAGGAUCAUGCCAUGUUUUUCAUAUCACUCAGUUUUAAACGUUCUUGAGCUCUCUAGCUCUUUGGUACUCCACUAUAAAAUUACUGUAUGAAAUGUCUUCAAAAGACUGUCAAGUCACACACAAUCCACUUCAAAUCAUUUCUGAAGAGCUGUCUACAGACCAGUGGUACAGGUGUAACCUGUGAAUUUGUCAUCAUAAUUUAGUAGUUUGAAUGUGGUAAUACAUUUGUAGCAGAUUAAUAAAAGAUCAAUAUAAUAUGACUAGGACUACCAUACUUAGAUGUAAGGAAGCUCAUGACCUUAUAUUUAUAAAAAAAACUAAGUAAAAUGAAUCUGAAAUGAUAAUUUUAAAUAAAAUGAAAUCUAAAG
This is a messenger RNA of Limulus polyphemus (Atlantic horseshoe crab), 2543 nucleotides long. Its product is annotated as solute carrier family 52, riboflavin transporter, member 3-B-like. The transcript is spliced from 5 exons. Gene Ontology annotation, cellular component: plasma membrane. Gene Ontology annotation, molecular function: riboflavin transmembrane transporter activity. The record is from RefSeq and is a predicted model, not a curated record. Gene Ontology annotation, biological process: riboflavin transport. NCBI's taxonomy places the organism in Eukaryota, Metazoa, Arthropoda, Merostomata, Xiphosura, Limulidae. The coding region runs from base 153 to 1637 and encodes 494 amino acids.